AUGACCCCCUUCCGACGACAACGCUGCCUCUGCUAUGUGCUUCUUUGGCUGUCGGGUUCGUACCCGGGGGACGCACGCGCGCAGGAUUUCAGUAUACCAUCGGGCUGGCAGCGCACGUCUAAUGAUCUCAGUAGAGGUGAAAGGGAGACCAUAGCGUCCUCCGCCGCUCAAACGCUCCUGGGCCAUAUCAAUGCGACAUCAGGUACACCAUCCGGCAUUGAUGCGGUCGUUGCUGCUCAAUCGGUCUCUGUGUUGGCGUUCCAAGACAUCUACAGCGGCAACGACUCCUAUCGGCAAAAUGUCAUCAACGCGCUCGACAUCUAUGCAGCUCAAACGGUGGCCUACGGACGCCCAUACGGCGCAUCAAACAAGAAUACCUUAUACUGGGGUCUGGCCGCAUCCUAUGCCUACAAGGCGUACGCGAAUGCUUCCUCCCUCGAUCUCGCUGCCUCUAGUUGGAACUUUGUACACGCAGACCUGGUUACACCCGCGAUGGCUCAAAGUGGCAGCCUUCCUCGAGCUGCGAGCCUUCACUCGAGCUGUGCCACCGAUCUCGCUGGUGGUCUGUUCACUCAACACGCGAAUCAGAGUGACAGCACUCUCAGCGCCGAGGCAAAUGGCCUAUUCAUGUCGUUGAGUGCAUAUCUUUACAAUGCGACGCACAAUGAAACGUACCUCGAUGCGGCGGAGCUCUCCGCUGUCUUCAUUCAAACACAUCUAUACACCGAUGGAGCAGUAGUCGGUGCUUUCGACGCGUUGAACUGUACAAGCGAAGGAACUCCGCUCAGCAGACCAUGGUUCACGGGCCUGUACGUCGAGGGUCUCGCCGUAUUGGCGAGUACUACCGGGAACGAUACCUGGCAUCAAGCAUUAGAGAACUCUGUGCCUUCCGCGGUAACGCACAACACUUGGUAUCGAGCGGAUGGCGUCCUGCAGGUUGAGCCGAACCCAUCCGACUUAACAGACUCCUCGAACAUGCUGAAAUGCGUACUCUUGCGUGGGGUCUUGACCGCCUGGGCGCUCAACCUGGGCACGCCGAUGGCUUCGCUCAUAGAGACCUUCAUCACGAUUCAGUUCAAUGCGGUGACAACCCUAGCUCGUUUACCAGGAGCCAGUCAGUAUUCCUCCUCGUGGGUCGGCCCUGCGACUUCGUCUUUCGACACAUUGGGUACCAUCGCGGCUAUGGAUGUGUUGACCGCCGGGUUUGCGACGACCUCGAAUGAUACGCAGACAGCCGAUUCGGAACCACAGCCAAGUCGGCGGGUGAACAUCGCGGCGAUUGCUGGAGGCGUCGUUGGCGGCGUUGUAGGUUCCCUGGUUCUGGGUGCCUCUCUCUGGUUCUCCUGCCGGAGACGGUCACGACGCGCUUCUGUCGUGCCCGCAGUAAACCCAGUACCUGAGGAUUCGUCGCCUACUCUAAUCGAACCUUUCGUUGCUCGCCCGACGAUCCCUCCAUGGCGGCAUCACUCAAAAGAGAAAACCUACGUUGGCGACUCCUCAUCGUCACUCGCAGUGUUGCCUCCUACACGAGCGGAAAGCGACUCCCGCUCGCAAUCCCGCGCCGAGUCUCCCGCAACCCCUGACUUGGCCACUGUAGCACGACAGGUUGACCGCAUCGCUCAAUUUUUGGACACAUGGUCGCCUUCCAAUCAUAUACAGCCCACCACGGACCUUUUACCCCCUCCUACCGCACCUCCUCAAUAUACACGGACAACCACCUCACGCUCUUGA
Peniophora sp. CBMAI 1063 is the source of this 1731-nucleotide messenger RNA. The record is from the annotation of a GenBank genome assembly. NCBI's taxonomy places the organism in Eukaryota, Fungi, Basidiomycota, Agaricomycetes, Russulales, Peniophoraceae.